Caenorhabditis angaria is the source of this 2145-nucleotide messenger RNA. NCBI's taxonomy places the organism in Eukaryota, Metazoa, Nematoda, Chromadorea, Rhabditida, Rhabditidae. The record is from the annotation of a GenBank genome assembly.
AUGAGUGAUGUUCAUGCUCUUGGCCAUGUUAUUCGCGAACAUCACGAUAUUGUUCGAAAUGAUGGAAUAAACAAUUCGAAUAAUUUCAAUAUUGUAAAUAAACCUAGUACCUCGUAUGAAGUGCAACAUUUGGCCGAACUUUCGAAUGAUUUCGAAGUUUUGAUCUUGGAAAACUUUCAAAGGUAAUAUUUUUUAACAUACAACGUUUUCCAUCGAGAAAAUCAAUUAAAUAUGAGAUAAAUAUUGCUUUUCAGUGAUGUCACUUUUGUUUUGGAUGAUGGCGAAAGAAUCAGUGCACAUCGUCUGAUUCUUGCAGCAAGAAGUGAUUAUUUCAAAGCAUUAUUAUACAAUGGAAUGAAAGAAUCAGAACAAUCUGAAAUUCGUCUAGUUGAUACAAGUACAAUUGCAUUCAAACAAAUAUUAAAAUAUGUAUAUACUUCGAGAAUAUUAUUCGCUGGAAUUGAAUUAGAAAUUUUAUUAGAAUUUCUGAGUUUAGCAAACAGAUAUAAUUUAUUACAACUUGUCAAAGCAAUUGGGGAUCACUUGAAAGAUAUUAUAAAUAUUCUGAAUUUAUGUGUUAUUUUCAAUGCUGCACAAUUUUUCUCACUGGAAGAUCUUAUCGAAUUCUGCCUUUCAUAUUCUGAUAGACACGCUACUCAUGUUUUGAGCGCUCCGGUAUUUAUUUUUCAGUUUCAAAUUUAAAGGCAAUCAAGAUACUUUUUCAGAACUUCAUAAACCUUACCUCCGAUAGUUUAUUUCAACUUCUUCGUCGUGAUUCUUUUUAUGCUCCAGAAUUAGAUAUAUUCAAUGCAGUUCAGAGAUGGUCUGAUAAUAAUCCAGAAGAAAAAAGUGCGCUGAAAAAACUUUUGGAUUUAGUUCGACUUCCUCUAAUUGGACAAAAUGAUUUAUUGGAAUUUGUUCGAUCUUCGAAAUUAGUUGAACCCGAUGAUUUAUUGGAUGCGAUAACUAUACAAACUCAGAAAAAAGAGCACGUUAAUCAUAGAGGAGUAAGAAGUAAGUUCUUUUUAUCAUAAAAAAGUGAUAAUAAAUUAUAUAAAAUUCAGUACCAAAUACAAAUGUUGCCACAAUUUUCAAUGGUGCUUCAGUUGUUUGCUGUGAAAAUGAGAAUGGUAAAAAAUUAUUAUGUGAAGAAAUACCAGAGGAACAAAGAUUAGCAAUACAUUACAAUCCAAAACAAUCAAAUCAUUAUGGAUCUAAAAAUGGAAUUAUUAUUGAUUUGGGUCGACCUCAUAUUAUCAAUCUAAUCAUGCUUGAUUUAUGCUCAAAAUCAGAAUUACAAUUAUAUUCGUAUAUUGUUGAUGUUAGUAUGAGCAAUGAAUCAUGGGAUAAAGAAGAACAACAUUGGAUUUGUGUUGCUGAUUAUUCAAAUUAUGCUUGUAGAAGAAAACAAAGAAUUUAUUUUGAAGAUCGAGUUGUAAGGUAUAAAAAGAAUUGUUCGAGAUUUUUCAAAACGAGAAAUUGAGUUCAGAUAUAUUCGAGUAAGAUGCGCUGAAAAAACAUUUCCAAAAGUUAUUGUGAAGCGAUUCGAAGCAUUGUACACAGAUGAUAAAAUGCCAGUUGAUGAAUCAACAGGGCUUGUUGGUUAGUUUUUAUUUUCCAAAAAAAGUAUAGUUUGCAUUUUCACUUUCUUUUAGUUCCAACUCGAAAUAUUGCCACAAUUGAAAGUAAUGCACUUGUUGUGGAAGGAGUUUCUCGAUGUCGAAAUGCUCUUAUAAAUGGGGAAAAUAUGAAUUAUGAUUGGGAUAGUGGAUAUACUUGUCAUCAAAUUGGAAGUGGAGCGAUAAUUGUUGAAUUACCACAGCCUUAUAUUCUUUCAACUAUGCGAUUAUUAUUAUGGGAUUGUGAUGAUAGAUAUUACUCAUAUUAUAUUGCUGUUUCAACUGAUCAAUCUACUUGGAUUACUGUUGUUGAUAAAACUGAUGAAGAAUGCAGGUAAGAAUUCGAAUAUUUUUUUAGAUAAAGUAAGUAGGCAGUAUUGUUUUCAGAGGUUGGCAAGAUUUGAUUUUCAAUCCAAUUCCAGUUGUUUUCAUCAAACUAGUUGGAACCAGAAAUUCUUCAAAUGAAGUUUUCCACGUUGUACAUUUGGAAGCACCCGCGAAUCGUAAACCAAUAUUGAAUGUUUAA